AUGCGACUCUCAUCCACGCCGCCCGUGUUAGACCAGAGCUGUCACCAAGUUGCAACUCCCUUGCCGACCACGGAUGAGCCGGAUGCUGGUGCACACAACAUUCAUCGCCCUGGUAAAGACAGCGCAAUGUUCGAAGGGUCGCUCCUUGGACUCGAAGCUCUGUCCUUGGAGGACAUCGAACCGUCUGUCCCGCAGCAGGCCGUCACCCAUAUCCCUCCCCUGCCGGCUCCCCGCUCGGUUGUUGAGGUGAACGUUUAUCGUGGCGGUAUCGUCAACAUCUACGCCCGCACGGGCGAGGAUGCCCGUGGGCGACGCAUCGACCAGGGCACCCCAAACACGACUAGGGAUUACCUUUUUCGUGGACCGACGGGUACCACGAUGUCGCCUCGUGUCCCCGCUGGUUCCCACCCAGGCUCGGCCCUCGCGUCCCCUCUUCGCCGCUUCGAGGUGCAAGGUCAACGUCACGCCGCCCAGGGGACCCACCGUACACCAAUCCUCGGCGGUGCCGGUGUCAAGGACGAGCUCUCCUCGUCGUUCGGCAGCAUGCCGUCCUCCGCCGGGACUCUGGGAAGCCUCCCGAUUUCCUCUGUGACGUCGCCGCCCGUUGUAUCUGCGGCCGCGCUGCCUGUCGUCUCCACGGCCGCACUUCCCGUCGCCGCUGCGGUACCGCCACCCGUCGUCUCCGCUGCGGCGGCGCCCGUCGCCUUUGCGACCCCGCCGCCUAACCACGGACACACGAAUGGUGGAAUAGAUAAUUACGAGAACAUCGACGCCCCCGACCCCCAGCACCGCAAGAAGUGGUACGUCGUCACUGCGGGACGCCAGGUUGGGAUCUUCAAAUACUGGGACGACUGCUGGAUGAACGUCCGAGGCGUGCGGAACAACUGUUAUAAGUCGUACAAGACCCGCGAGGAGGCGGAGACCGCGUACGAUCGCCAGAAGAAAGCCGGCCGGCUCACCGUCGUCUCUUCCUAG
Epithele typhae is the source of this 975-nucleotide messenger RNA. RefSeq lists its product as uncharacterized. The transcript has 3 exons. The record is from RefSeq and is a predicted model, not a curated record. The coding region runs from base 1 to 975 and encodes 324 amino acids. NCBI's taxonomy places the organism in Eukaryota, Fungi, Basidiomycota, Agaricomycetes, Polyporales, Epitheliaceae.